AUGUCUGUGCAUAUAUAUACAAGAGAGAAUCGUGCAGAUUUAAAUAUGAUUAAUAAUUAUAAGAUAAAAGAAAAUAAAAUAAGAAGUAAGUUACAGGAAAUAGAGCAGGACAGACCGAAUAUUAUUUGCUGCAUCAAAAACAGAAGCGACACUAUGGGGGUUGACAGCCAUGGCCUUCCCGUACUAGAAAGGACCCUUCUUUCUAGCAUAGAGUUGGAAAAAAAAUAUUCCCUAUUGAUGGACCUAUAUAUGUUAUUAAAAGACACGUGUCAAUUCGUAAUAUAA
This is a messenger RNA of Nematocida parisii ERTm1, 285 nucleotides long. RefSeq lists its product as uncharacterized. The record is from RefSeq and is a predicted model, not a curated record. Lineage: Eukaryota; Fungi; Microsporidia. The transcript has a single exon. Bases 1 to 285 code for a protein of 94 amino acids.